Messenger RNA from Liolophura sinensis, 975 nucleotides. Its product is annotated as RYamide receptor-like. Gene Ontology annotation, biological process: neuropeptide signaling pathway. Bases 1 to 975 code for a protein of 324 amino acids. Gene Ontology annotation, molecular function: neuropeptide Y receptor activity. Lineage: Eukaryota; Metazoa; Mollusca; Polyplacophora; Chitonida; Chitonidae. Gene Ontology annotation, cellular component: plasma membrane. The transcript is spliced from 2 exons. The record is from RefSeq and is a predicted model, not a curated record.
AUGUACACUUUGAUCGUGGUUGUGGCGGUUGGCGGCAACUCCUUGGUGUGUGCCAUAGUUCUGGUCAACAAGCGAAUGAGAACAGUGACGAAUAUAUUCAUCGUGGCGCUCUGCUGUAGUGAUAUCCUCAUGGCGUUACUCUGCAUUCCGUUCACAUUUGUUUCCAAUUUAUUGGUGUUAUACUGGCCGUUUGGAGAAAUUAUGUGCCCGGUUGUUAAUUUCAUGCAAGUUUCUUCGGUUUUGAUGAGUGCCUUAACUUUGGUAGGUAUAAGUUUUGACCGCUAUGCCGCGAUCAUUUACCCUUUGCGCCCAAGGACAACAAAGUAUCAGUGCGGAGUGGCUAUUGCCAUCAUAUGGGCAUUGGCAACAGGGGUCUCUCUUCCGACUGCUGUAACUUCAAAGGUGAUGUACAAUGGCUCUCACGGACUCUGUCUCGAAGACUGGGGAGAUGAAACACAACUGUACUCUUACAGCUUGGCUAUAAUUAUCUUGCAGUAUUUUUUGCCUUUGGCUGUAUUGAUAUUCACUUAUGGAAAAAUUGGCUACGUCAUUUGGAUUAAACGGCCUCCGGGAGAAGCUGAGAAAAAGCGGGAUCAAAGACUGGCGGAAUCCAAACGAAAGAUGGUGAAGAUGAUGAUUGUAGUUGUGGUGACGUAUGCUGUGUGCUGGCUGCCCUUCCAUACCCUGACUAUGGCUGGAAAUCGAGAUCCUUCCAUCUACAAUCCACCUUACAUGCGGAUUGUUUGGGUCUGUGCUCACUGGUUGGCAAUGAGCAAUUGUUGCCUCAAUCCCAUUAUUUAUUUCUGGAUGAACUCGAAGUUUCGCAGCUCGUUACGAUAUCUCGUGCGUUGCCUACCGUGCAUUCAGAGCGACAUAAAGAGCUCCGAGUAUGUAGUGGAGAGACGGAGCGGUACAUACACAACCUCGCUUAAGUCUACCUUCAACAAUGGAUGUAUGCAACAAAGACACGUGUAG